Geodia barretti is the source of this 1334-nucleotide messenger RNA. The record is from the annotation of a GenBank genome assembly. Lineage: Eukaryota; Metazoa; Porifera; Demospongiae; Tetractinellida; Geodiidae.
CCCUCUGACCAGGAAUUUGUGGCCUAUGGAGUCAUGAACAUCAUCGGCUCCUUCUUCAGCUCCUUCAUGGCAGCUGCAAGUCUCUCUCGUUCCCUCAUCCAGAGUAACGGGGGGAAGACCCAGCUCGUUGGAUUCGUCUCGUCCGCCAUCAUUCUGGUUGUGUUGCUAUGGCUGGGACCACUCUUUGAACCACUGCCCAGGGCUGUACUGGCGGCCACUAUAUGGGUUGCUCUGUGGGGAAUGUUCAAGCAAGUCAAGCACAUCUGGACUUAUUAUAAACUCUCACCCUAUGACGUGGUGAUUUGGGUUGUGGUGUUUGUCGCAACGGUGUUGCUAGGCGUCGACAACGGACUAAUAGUGGGUGUGGCCGGAUCGCUCUUCAUCAUUGUCUUCAGAGUUGUCCUGCCUCACUCUUCCGUCCUUGGCCAAGCACGAGACACCGAAAUAUUCAGAAAUUUGAAAAAUUUCCAGGUAGACGCAAUAAAGGGCGUCCUUAUCUUCAGGUUCAUGGCCCCGAUCUGCUUCGUCAAUGCGGCCGUGUUCCGUUCCAGACUGGAAUUGGAAUGUGACCUCCACAAGCGACGACCGCCUGGCGGAGAGGAAAAAGGAUGUCUCCAAAAAAUUCUUCCCCCACCAGAGCAGGUAUGUGGGGAAAGGGGGAGCUAUGAGGUGACGUCAUCUGGUGAGGGAGGGAGGAGAAGGAGAGGGAGAAGGGUGGAGGAGGGAGAAGCUGAGACUGUUAGCGAAAGAGAUCUAAGAGUCACCCCAACUCUAAAGAGAACACAGCUUAUCCAUACAGUGGUGAUAGACUGUGCGCCAAUUAGUUUCAUGGACGCAGCGGGCGUCAAAACUCUCAAACAACUCGUCGUCGACUUCGACAAAUGCGAUGUCCAAGUCCUGUUCGCCGCCAUGACCGACCAAAACAGGAAUAUGUUGGACAGGGCAAAGUUCUAUGACAUAUGUGGCAAAGAGUGGUUGUUUCCUACAAUACAAGAUGCACUUCAUCAUGCUCAGUACAGCAGUACACUGCACCCAACAAAAGAGGAGAUAGGGGAAGAGACAGAGACUGACCUCAUUAAUGGAGAGGUUCCCUCCGUUCACCCACAACUACAAGAAGAAGGGGAGCCAGAGGUACAGGAAGACAGGCAACCUGCUAAUGCUGAUGGCGGUGACAGAGAACUGGAAAUUGAGACAGAAGUAACGGCCAGCUCUGGUGAAACGUCGACGACCAACGUUUAAUUAGCUCUAAUAAUCAUUGCUUAUUAUUAUUUCCAUCUGUUAUUGUGUAUUAUUUAAUGACCAAGACAUGUAUUAUCAUCCUAUCUUUCAGAGAA